CGGGCACAGCCCCAGGUCGUGGGCCCGGGUGGAGGCCUGGGGCGCCGUUCUCCCUCUCGACGCCGGGCACCGAGUGGGCGCGGCCACCGUGACCUUGCCGAAUUACUGCUAUGGCAACUCAAGUGCUGGGACAGUCUGGUGGGAACAGCCUCUUUCCUGGCAGUGCUAAUAUUGGUAUGGCAUUGUCCAAUGACAUGUAUGACUUACACGACCUUUCUAAAGCUGAGCUGGCAGCUCCUCAGCUUAUUAUGUUGGCAAAUGUGGCCUUGACAGGAGAAGUCAAUGGCAACUGCUGUGAUUACCUGGUUGGAGAGGAGAGGCAAAUGGCUGAACUGACAACAGUGGGAGACAGCAACUUCUCAGACAGUGAUGGAGAGGGUAUGGAAGACACCCAAGCUGCUGACAGUGACCAUGAGGCACCUGAAAAUGCAGAAUUAAGUUCUAUUGAAGCUCCUAGUGUGGAAACUCAAGAUGCAACUGCUUGCCCCCCUCUUAAGACUCCCAGUGUAGACAAAGAUGCAUCAUUGGAAGCACCAGGUACUCCAGAAAGCACAGAGGACAAAUGUAAGAGCUUAAAGAGCAAGCCGUUUCGUUGCAAGCCUUGCCAGUAUGAGGCAGAGUCUGAAGAGGAGUUUGUGCAUCAUAUCAGGGUUCACAGUGCUAAGAAAUUCUUUGUGGAAGAAAAUGCAGAAAAGCAAGCCCAAGUGAAGGAUUCUGAUUCCUGCACUGCGGAAGAGGUGGAUUUCUCUAAGGGCCCAAUUCGUUGUGAUCGUUGUGGCUAUAACACUAACAGAUAUGAUCACUAUCUGGCUCACUUGAAGCACCACAACAAAGCAGGGGAAAAUGAGAGAGUCUACAAGUGUACCAUAUGCACUUACACUACUGUCAGUGAAUAUCACUGGAAGAAACACCUAAGAAAUCAUUUUCCCAGAAAAGUGUAUACCUGCUCACAAUGCUCCUAUUUUUCAGACAGGAAGAACAAUUAUAUUCAACAUAUUCGAACUCACACAGGAGAGCGACCCUAUCAAUGUGCUAUGUGUCCUUAUUCCAGCUCCCAGAAGACCCAUUUGACCAGACACAUGCGCACCCACUCAGGUGAGAAGCCAUUCAAAUGUGAUCAGUGCAGCUACGUGGCCUCAAACCAGCAUGAAGUAACUCGUCACGCAAGGCAGGUUCACAAUGGGCCAAAGCCUCUGACUUGCCCACACUGUGACUACAAAACAGCUGACCGCAGCAAUUUCAAAAAGCACGUUGAGCUCCACGUCAACCCGCGGCAGUUCCUCUGUCCUGUCUGUGACUACGCAGCAUCCAAGAAAUGUAACCUGCAGUAUCACAUCAAAUCCAGGCAUCCCGAUUGUUCUGACAUCACCAUGGAUGUUUCAAAGGUGAAGCUACGGACUAAAAAGAGUGAAGCUGACUUUUCUGAAAGCGCUGGUGACAAAGUGGAGAAGGAACAAACGAAAGCGGAUUCAGCUGUGAAGAAAACUGAGAAAAUUGUGAAAGUGGAGAAAAAAGAUAAUUUGGCAAAGGAGAAGAAGCCAACGAGCAGUGUUUCUGCAGGCCAGGUGACAACCAGAAGUCGGAAGUCGGCUUCAGAAAACAAAGAGGUGGAUAUUAAAACUGAGAAAAAUACUGAGAAAACAUGUAAAACAAAGAAGAUCAAAAGAAAGGCAGACACUGAAGUAACUUCCUCAAAGGAAGAGCCUGCAAACGAUACCUCAGCAGUAACAAAAAAGAAAAAGAAAGUGGAAGCUAAACCCAGAGACUGCCAGGAAGCUCAAAAAAGUGAUACUGUGCCAGAGGAGGAGCCUAAAAAGCAAAGUUCUUGCCUCAAGAAAAACAGAAAAAAGAAAGCUCUGAAAAAUAAGCACAGUAAGAAAAGCAGUAAAGUCAGUCAGGAGAAGAUUGAGGAAGAGGAGAUGCCAGAUGAGUGUCCUGUCACAGAGGAAGAUGAAUGCAUGAAGCCUGACACUGAGGGCAGCGACCAGAAGGAGCAAGAGCCCACUGACACAGUGGCGCUAAAUGAUGGUGGGCAUGCUCUCAAGAGGGAGGGCACCAAUCUCAAAGGAAGCUGCAUACAGGACCCAGAGCAGCACUGUCUGCCAGCUCAGGAUGCAAACACGGAAGCUGAGGUAGAGGACCAAGAAAUAACUGCUGCAGCAGGAGAGAGCGAAGACACUGUUAGUGAAAAAGACGAGGAGAGAAAGGUGGACAGAGGGGAAGAUGUUUAUUCUGAGGAAUCUUCCCAUGCAGUGUCUUCUGAAAAAAACUUGGAUGUGCCCAUGGAUGUGGUAACAGAUAUGGCACCUGAGAAGAAGUCUGAGGAAACCUGUGUGGCAGAAACUGUGAGUAACUCAGAUCUGAUGGACCUAACCAAGACGUGCCUGCCAGUGACAGAGCCAAGAGAAGAUGCUGUGCUGGCACCUGUGCCUUCAGAAGGGUGUACACAAAGCUCUAAAGGAGCUCUGGCCUUACCAUCUCCAGGUAACACAGCAGUGAACGAGUCUCAGGAAAUGGAUGAGGAUGAGGGCAUCCACAGCCAUGAGGGCAGCGACAUAAGUGACAACAUAUCAGAAGGAAGUGACGACUCGGGGUUAAAUGGCGCCCGCUCCGUACAAGAGGAAACAAGUCCAAAGACAUCCCAAGUUGCUGCAGACACUCCAGUGGCCAAGGAGAACUAUGUGUGCAUCUUCUGUGACCGCUCCUUUAAAAAGGAAGGGGAGUACAGCAAGCACCUGAAUCGCCAUUUAGUCAACGUGUAUUACCUUGAGAAAGCAACAAAGGGGCAGGAGUAGAAAUAGCUGUGGUUUGGAGAAAUCUUCUUUUGUAAGAUCUUAUACAGCUAAUGUACAGGUAUUGUAGAUUUUUUUUUUUAGCAUAGCUUGCUUUAGUGUCUGCAUUGGUUUGUUUUUUGGUUUAGUUUUGAGGCAUUUUCUUAAAGUUGAAAAUAUUUUUGACAAUUUUUUGUGUAAUGGUAAACUCAUUAACUGUUGGAUCUCUUCAUUAGAGAAGACAGGUAGGAUGUAUGAGGCUGUGUCCUGCAAAGUCAGUGUAAGCUUCUAGUCUAACAGCUCAUGCAAUUUCAAAAUUGAGUUUUAGGAGCAAGACUGUAGCUAACAAUACACAAGUUGGAUGUUCAUAGAGCCAUUAGCAUUAGUUGCUUUUUUGUUCUAGCAGCCAAUUCCCUCUCUCUCUCCCCUCAUCCCUUUUUUUUCCCCAUGUGUGUCUUGAUGUUUAAGCUGUUAAACUACUUGAUGUUUUUUCUACCAGGAAGAUAGCUUCUAUUAUGUGAAGAGCACUUUGUAAAAGAAAUCAAAGUUGUCUAGUGAUGAACAUAACUGUUUAAGAUAAUUAUAAUUGUGAACAUACAUUUCAGAUCCCCUAAGGUUAAUGGCGAGCCAAACUUUGGGAGUAGUCUUUCCAACUUUUGAUUGGAGAACCUCUGUCUUGAUUAAUAUCUUAAUGACUAUGACAGGUAAUUGGGUUUGUUGUGGGGGAGCAAGUUUGUUAUUUUUAAUUUGUGAUUUUUUUUUUUAAUUGUGCUUUAAGGGCUUAAAAUAUUGCACAUUGUUGUUGAUUUUUACCUAUGCAGUGUAAUCCUUUAGGAAUAGUGCUUGUGCAGUACAUGUACACUUUAUAUAUGCAUGUUUGGUUUUGUCUGUGUAAGUUGUUUUUAUUUGGAAACAUUUGGAUCCGUUGCUUACCAUGGGGCAGUUUUCUGUAAUGCUCUUUACUGCAGAUUUUUCUUUGUUUUUUUUUUUUCCUGGGGUAUUAUUAGUUGUGCAUGGAAUUGCUGAAAUUUUCAAAUAUUUGGCUAUAUAUUUUUGACUGGCUUUAAAAUGUUACAGUUCAUGAGCAAAAGGAUACCAAUGCAGUUUCAAAACACUAUUUUGUAGGAUUUGUUUUGUCACGGAAAUGCCAAUUCUGACACUUUGAAGACACGUACAGAGAAAUAAAUUCUAAUUUGUAAUUUGAGAUCACCAGAAAGAACAACACAUAUUCUCAGUGAAAAUGGUCUGCAGACUCUGCAAGUCCAGAGGAUUUUUUUUCCUCUCCUCUUUUAAUUUUUGGUGGACUGCAGUCAAACUUUGUGAGCUUAAAAAAACUACAAUAGUGGCAGUCCUGUAAGUACGGUUCAUCAAAAUCUAACACCUCACUCACCAAAAAAAACAGGCAAAUAAAGAUAAAUCAAAUGGUAAGCAAUAAUCAUGGCAUUAAAAACUGUAGGAAUUCCUGCUCCUUAUUUAUUCAAGUUGAAUUUAAUAAAAUCUUUCUGCUUCCAUGCAGAGAGAAGCACACUAGUGAUGAGAUUGUCAUCUCAGGUCUACAUGUCAUACCAGAAGUUUUUAAUUCUGAACAGAUGUAAUUUCUGGCACACACACAAGAGCAAUUGCAUGCUUAGCGCUUGUUGCUGACCAGUGGCAAAAUGUAAAUGAAAGCCAAAAUAGCAGAGAAAAGGCAAAACCCUCCAGUCCCAUUUGUGCACUCUUCAGGCUGUCAUUAGCUGCCUUUUCGGUGGGACAGUUCGGGCAGCUUCUUUGUCAAGUCCAGAGAAGCAAAUUUGGAGGCAGGUGCUUGUUUGGAGAGUGGAGGUGAGGAGCUCAGACAGUUUUUGUCAGAGCACUUUAUGGCAAAUACUCUCAAUGCAAGCUCUGGAAUAAAACCUGCUGUCUCUGCGUGUCCCCACAGCAUCUUCCCCUCCAAACCAAGCCACUGGCUUGAAUGAAUAAAGAGCAACGAUGCUACAUUGCUUCUGUUUGUGGGAGAGAUUGGUAAUAGGAGGCCAAAGAUUUGAGAGGGAAGGCAUCCCUCAUGGCAGAAAUAAAUUGUAUAAUGUAUAAUAGGUUUUUGUUUAAUUAGCGUUCAGUCCUUAUCUUGGCUGUGACAAUCAUUGUCCACUGAAGAUCAAGUUGCAACUAUAUUUAUGUUAAAUGUUAAGAAAAUAAACCUAGUUGAAUUGUUUUCUUAAACAACCAGUUGUAAUAGUCUUAGAUGUAUUUUUUUCUUUACAAUAGUGUUUCCUUUAUAUAUAAUAUUGCCACCAUUUGUGAGCGAUGUGAGCAGAUGCUGGGAAUUCCAGUACUGUGUAGAGGUUUUAUAGCUCCCUUCAUAUCCUUGCAAAGAGUCUUUGCCAUCUUGUGAGAGACUUCAAGGACUUCACCUAUGUUCAAAUAAACUUCUGGACUGGCUUGAUAAUUUUUCUGGUUUAUUUUUAAAUGAAAAGAAUUAUGUUGUUGACUGACUUUUAAUCUCUCAGAGAUAAAAACAAAGAGGUUCUCUGAGAUACUCUGCUGCAGAUUUCUGUGAAGUGGUCAAGGUUUCAGUGCUUGAUCUGACAAGAACUCUUUGAAGACGACAGUCAGCUCCUGUUCGGCAGUAUUUCAUUCCACAAGAUUACAAACUGAAAAUAAAUUAAUAACAAAUUAAGAAGGAAAGUUGAUUAUUUUUAUCUGAGACCUGACAACAGUGUCCUGAGAGAUUUAUAGUUGUUGCAGAACUGUGUUGGAAUUCUCUGCUUGGUUAAGACUAAGGUUUGGGAGUAUGUUAUGGUAAAACAGCAAGGAUGUAAUGCAUUAUCAUGUACCUAAAAUGUUAGACAUCGCUAAUACUGAGUAUUGGGAGGGGGGUGCAGGUCAGGUAACCCAUCUUAUGCAGUAGCUGUACAUUGUUGUAGCUCCCUUUAAACAAUGCUACCUUUCCUUUUGUUUUGUUUUUUCCUUUUUCAAUAUUCUUAAAUUAUUUUGUGUUGGUUUUGCCAGUGCUAGCAUUUUUGUGUUCCUUGGCAAUAAUACCUUUACAAGUGUUCAACCUCCAAUAUGUGUUUGGAAGGAUGAGCGCACUGAUACCCCUCCACUGCCAGCCCCCAGUUGAGCAACGUGGUGGUUUGGGCUUUUGCUGUAUGAGUCUAUACACUCAAAGUAACUGCCCUGAGAAAUAGUCUAGAGAAGUGGGUAGCUAGGCAUUAAUAAUCCAUCGUAUUGUAAUUGCUAUUUCUGGAUUUUGAUGAUCUAGGCUGGAACUUUAGUCAUUUAAAGAAGAAUAUUUAACAACUGACAGGAUGGUUAAGAUACAGGAAUGUAAUUGAUUUCAACAGAUUUAAUCGAUCUUGGCAGAUUUAAUGUAGUUGAAAGGUAUUAAAUCCAUUUCAAGGGUUUUCUUGAAUGUCGGUUGUGUAGAUAUGUGGCAUGCAUACAAUAUUAACAGAAUCCAAAUAGCUAAUGGAAUUGUUUUAUGUGUACAUAUAUCCCCCUCCCUCUAAAAUUACACUAGCUAACAAACUUUUGUAAGCUGGCAUGGAAACGUUUAUGAUGUUUAGUUGCACCAUGUUUGAUGCUUUUACAGUGCAAUACUUGUAUUCUCUGAAUUAAACCAAAGGUAAUUUUUUUUCAUGCUCUCUCUACUGUAGUGCAUGACAGUCUUUUCUACAUUUGUAAUAAGAUGUAAAACAAGCCAGAUCAUACAUCCUGUUUUUUUCCUGAAACAUGUAUAAGAAGUCUUUUGUCCAAAAUGUAGUAUAAAGUUAAACUAAAUUGCCUUAUAUUAACCCUUACAAGUGUAUUUUCCUAAGCAUAGUUAUGAUUAAAUAAACUUUAUUAAGGAA
Molecule: messenger RNA, 6601 nt
Organism: Pogoniulus pusillus (Red-fronted tinkerbird)
Lineage: Eukaryota; Metazoa; Chordata; Aves; Piciformes; Lybiidae
Gene: REST
Product: RE1 silencing transcription factor
Exons: 4
Coding region: 111-2795 (894 amino acids)
Biological process (GO): positive regulation of transcription by RNA polymerase II
Cellular component (GO): nucleus
Source: RefSeq, a predicted model, not a curated record